This is a messenger RNA of Penicillium nucicola, 669 nucleotides long. Its product is annotated as CFEM domain-containing protein. The record is from RefSeq and is a predicted model, not a curated record. The coding region runs from base 1 to 669 and encodes 222 amino acids. The transcript has 3 exons. NCBI's taxonomy places the organism in Eukaryota, Fungi, Ascomycota, Eurotiomycetes, Eurotiales, Aspergillaceae.
AUGCAGUUCUCCCACGCUCUCAUUGCUCUCGUUGCUGCCACUCUGGCCAACGCUCAGCUGCCUGACGUCCCAGCCUGCUCGCUGAGCUGCUUUGUCACUGCUUUGACCACCGAUGGCUGCUCCGAGCUGACCGACUUCGCCUGCCACUGCCAGAAGACCUCUCUGGUCAGCACCAUCACUCCCUGUGUCCAGAAGGCCUGCGAGGUUAAGGACCAGAUCUCCGUGUCCAACGCUGUUGUGUCCCAGUGCUCUUCCGCCGGCCACCCCAUCGUUGUUCCUCCCAUCGAGACCACCUCAGCCUCCAGCUCCGCCGCUGAGACCAGUGCCAGCUCGAGCUCCUCCAGCUCCGCCCCCGCUGAGACCAGCGCCAGCGCCUCUGCCAGCGCCAGCGCCAGCGAGAGCUCCAGCGCCGCCGGUUCCUCCAGCGCUGCCGAGUCCUCCUCCGCUGCCUCCAGCUCCGCCGCCGGCUCUGCCACUGCCACUGCCACCGCCAGCUCCGGUGCCGGCGCCAGCUCCAGCGGCGCUGCUGCCUCCACCCCUCUGGCUACCAAGACUGGCUCCGCCUCCGCUUCCGCCAGCUCUCCUGCCUACACUGGCGCUGCUGCCAACGUCAAGGGCAACAUGGCCGGUGUUGCUAUGAUCGCCGCCGCUGCCGCUUACGUCCUGUAA